UCACUCCUUCCACUCACUCUCAAACCAUUCGACUUGAGUCUAUUCCUAUCAUUGUCAUGUAUGGAUUCUCAAGCUGGACUCGCUUAGACUGAUGGCCAGUCAUCUAGAAGCCAGAUUAUAACAUUAAGAAUACUCAGCAUACGACUAGUUCUACCCGUGCGAGGCUAAUUCGUGUCACGUUGAUCAUUGGACGUCUUGCCAACGAUUCCUGCAACACUGUGAAGACUAGCAACUACUUUCGCUCACUUUUGCGCGCAUAUACACUGUAAUAAGGCGCAGACACUGCUCUUAUCAUCUUUGACCUUCCGAGUUCGCAAUGGAGGAUGAGGCAGCAGAGAUCGAAUUGCUAGAGCAAAAUCUUAACAAGACUCGGCAAAUCUCUCAGCGGAUGAUCUCUAUCCUUACAAACUUUGACACCCGCCUCGUGAAGUUAGAGAAGUCAAUACUUCCUCUUCACAACUCCACUCAGCUCUUAAACAGGAGAUCUGCAAAUAUUGAAAGCACUCUCCAACUCAUUGAUGAGGUCGCAUCUAGUCAACAAGGCCUUGCGAAUGAAGAAGGCUUGAUUCUUCGAGGUCCUCAAGCUACACAGCUGGACGUUUAUAUAGAUGCUCUUGAACGAAUGAACGCUAGUAUUGCGUUUAAAGGUGCUUCAUCCGAGGAGGCUCGAGAGACGGCACGUCUGGUUGAAGCUGGGGCGAAGAAGCUUGCGCAGCUCUACACUAAGUACGUUGCUGAGGCAUCGUCUGGCGUGGCUCCGGUGCGGUCCUCUAUCUAUAACGAUCCGAACGCCAUUCUUGUCCCAUUUCCUGAAGACAUUGUCCGAUCGUUGCAACCAAUCGUCACGUUCCUUCGCACCCUGCCUGUCCCCGCUACUCAUCCUUCUCAUCCUGCUGCAGCUGCCAUUCAGUCAGCAUUGUCCGAUGCACAAAGAGGUUACGCAGAUAUGCGAGGUGCUUGGAUACGUAAAUGUCUCGAGACUGAUGCAAAGCGAGUUGUAGAAGGUCGAGGAGAAGGCUAUGGCAGCGGUAGAGAUACGAAUGCAGCAGAGGCUGGCAUUAAAGAAGGCCGAGAAUUUGGUGCCUGGGUCGAAGGCGUCAUAGGUGUUGCGGAGAACGAAUAUGCCAUUCUGGCGGAGCUUGCUCUUCUCUCUGCGCCAAGCCAACUUUCAGGCACGUAUGCCUCAUUGCUCACCCCUUUGCUCACUCUCCUUUCGACUUCUCUCACUCAAGUCACGAACCGCGUCAAACGUGCUUUGCAAGCGAAUGCUUUUCUCGCGCUCUCCACCUAUGGGUAUUUGGCGAGCCCAGAGAUAACUCAACGCUGGGAGGAAGGUGUCAAGAGGCGUGCUAGUGGGUCUACGGCAAACGUGAAUGUCUUGAAGGAGGGCUUGCACAGUCUACGUGCUGUAUGCCUUCGGAGUUUCCCUGAGUUUCUUGCAGACAUCAAGCUCGCAGCUGUGCCGAGGACAGAGAUUGGAACGGACGUCGCCGAGAUCACCGAGACAGUCGUCAAAUACAUGUCUGCUAUACCUGCAGUGCAGGAUGCAGUUGGUGCCUCACUCCUUACACUAGGGGACGGAAACUGGAAAAUGGGGGAAGGAGUCCAGGUUUCAAAGGGACCAAAGCUUGGAGAUGGGGAUGAAAGUAUCAUCAUCGAGCAUUAUAUAUACGAUAUUAUUAUGACAACCUUGUCAACAUUGACGGCUCUCUCGCGCACCUCGCGUCGACCAGCCUUCGGAGCUAUUUUCCUCCUUAACAACGUAUCGUACCUCCAAAACGCCCUGCUAUUUUCAUCCACAGGAACUGCGCCAAUAGAAGGACUAAUUGCUCCUCCAGCUCGAAAUGCAUUGCAAUCAGGAUUUCGCACAGCGAAGGCAGGCUAUUUCGAUGCCAACUAUUCUCCAUUGCUGCAGGCAUUGGGAGACGGGCCGGGAUCAGGAGGAAGUGGGAAAACCUCUGUGAAGGAGAAAUUCACGAGGUUCUAUGACCUUUUCGAAGAGAUCGUGGAACGUCAUCGUGCCGUGCGUAUUUUACCGGAUGACGACAACGGCAGAGAUGCACUAGCCGAGGAAGCCGCAAGGCUAGUGGUACCAAGUCUGCAGCGGUUUAUACAGAAGAAUAAAGACUUCAGUAAAAACCCUCAGAAAUACAUCAAAACAUCACCGGAGGAUAUUGAGAAACAAAUCAAGAAACUGUACUAGCUGAUGAUAUCACGUACCUACAGACAUCAAAACAUCACCGGAGGAUAUUGAGAAACAAAUCAAGAAACUGUACUAGCUGAUGAUAUCACGAUAGCCUGCUUUCUAGUCUGGCCAGGACGCCUGUCUUUUUGUUUAAUUCAUGAGACGCACUGUAUAAUAAUAAUAAUUUAUGUAUUCGCCAUACGUGC
This is a messenger RNA of Fomitiporia mediterranea MF3/22, 2391 nucleotides long. RefSeq lists its product as uncharacterized. Lineage: Eukaryota; Fungi; Basidiomycota; Agaricomycetes; Hymenochaetales; Hymenochaetaceae. Gene Ontology annotation, cellular component: exocyst. Bases 317 to 2203 code for a protein of 628 amino acids. Gene Ontology annotation, biological process: exocytosis. The transcript has 10 exons. The record is from RefSeq and is a predicted model, not a curated record. Gene Ontology annotation, molecular function: phosphatidylinositol-4,5-bisphosphate binding.